Xenia sp. Carnegie-2017 is the source of this 1833-nucleotide messenger RNA. Its product is annotated as guanine nucleotide-binding protein G(o) subunit alpha-like. The coding region runs from base 185 to 1273 and encodes 362 amino acids. NCBI's taxonomy places the organism in Eukaryota, Metazoa, Cnidaria, Anthozoa, Malacalcyonacea, Xeniidae. Gene Ontology annotation, biological process: adenylate cyclase-modulating G protein-coupled receptor signaling pathway. The record is from RefSeq and is a predicted model, not a curated record. Gene Ontology annotation, cellular component: heterotrimeric G-protein complex. Gene Ontology annotation, molecular function: G-protein beta/gamma-subunit complex binding; GTPase activity; GTP binding. The transcript has 8 exons.
AUUCUUGAUCGACGAAAUAUGAUUGGUCGAAGUAUUUUAAUAUUCAACCAUUCGUAUGUUGUUUGUCCGUCUGCUACGAAGCGAUCGACUUUCAGCCAUGAUUUGCUUCUUAUACACAAACUUUGACAAAUUUCAACAAUACAAGUAGGAUAAAUGUAGUUUGUACUAAGAUUUCAGCGCUCAAAUGAAGGACUGUUUCAUAUACAACAUGGGUUGUGCUAUGAGCGCCGAAGAUCGAGCUGCUAGAGCACACAGUAAAGCAAUCGAUCGUGAAUUACGGCAAGAGGGAAUCAAAAGAGAGAAACAUGUUAAGCUAUUGCUCCUUGGUGCUGGAAAUUCUGGCAAAAGCACAAUCGUAAAGCAGAUGAAAAUCAUUCAUGAUAAUGGUUUUUCACCCGAAGACUACAUGUAUUACAGACCUUUAAUCCACGGGAAUAUAAUUACGUGUAUGAUGCAAAUUAUACGCGGAAUGGACAAAUUGAAAAUUGAAUUUUUAGAUGAAAGAAGAUUAACAGAUGCCAAACUCGUCUUCGAAUUAGUUGCUAGAAACCAGGAAAGGGAAGCAUUUUAUCCUGAACUCACGGAAGCUUUAAAAAGACUAUGGGAGGAUCCGGGAGUUCGACAUUGCUUUUCGCGUUCAAGAGAGUAUCAACUUAAUGAUUCUGCAGAAUAUUAUCUUGAUUCUCUGGACAGAAUUGGGAAGAGCAACUACAGUCCCACGCAAGAAGAUAUUUUACGUGUCAGAAAUAGGACAACUGGCAUUGUAGAGAUUGAAUUUCAUUUUAAAAAACUUCAUUUUAAGCUCUGUGAUGUUGGUGGCCAGAGGACUGAACGUAGAAAGUGGAUUCACUGUUUUGAUGAUGUAACUGCAAUCAUUUUUGUUGCGGCUCUCAAUGAAUAUGAUAUGAUGUUGGAAGAGGAUGAGAAAAUCAACCGAAUGACAGAGAGCUUAAAUCUUUUCGAUUCAAUUGUGAAUAAUGAUUUCUUUGCAAACACUUCAAUGAUUCUUUUCUUAAACAAGAAAGAUUUAUUCGAGAAGAAGAUUGUUUUUUCACCAAUUACAGAAUGUUUUAAGGAUUACAAAGGUGAUCACAGUUACGAAGAGGCAUGUAAUUUUAUUCAACAGAAUUUCGAGAACAAAAAUUUGAAUGAUCGAAAAGAAAUUUACGUUCAUCGAACUUGUGCCACAGAUACGAAGAACAUUGAUGUUGUUUUCAAUGCAGUUACGGACACAAUUAUUGCAAAGAAUCUCAUGCGCUGUGGUCUCUACUGACCUUGUUAAAGAGGGCCUUAACAUACGUAAAAUAUUUACUGAACAUGUGCCUUCCAUGAAGAAAGGGUGCGAUUUUUACUGCUUUGGUGAUACACUUCAACAAGAAUUGUUUCAAUUGUUUACCAAGUCAAUGGAAUCACAAUGUUCAGAAUGCUUAUGGUCAUGUAUUUUGUCUCUUUUUGAAACAUGUAAUGGUCCGUCAGCGUACUGACGGUUGUUAUUCCUUUCAUCAAGUCUGGACUAUUUCUUCAAAAUGAUUUGGUAGAAUUCUUUUACAGUGUUUCAAGUGCAAUAAUUUUCACACACUUUUCUAGCAAGUUAUUGCAACAAAACUGAUUUUUAUGUAUAUGUAAUUUCAGAUUAUAUUUAUAUUUUAAUUUUAUCAGCGAAAACAGGAUUUUUCGUAAUGGUUGAUCCAUUUUAAUUUUCUUUGUUUUACUUUAUCAAAUAGUAUGAAUUCCAUAUUAAAUUCAUCCUGUCAGUACUCAAAUAUCUUUGCUUUUAUUUUAUUAUUAUUAUAACAAAUAUUUCAAAAUCAUUACAUUAAUUGUGUUUCCUGA